Messenger RNA from Meloidogyne enterolobii, 1455 nucleotides. Lineage: Eukaryota; Metazoa; Nematoda; Chromadorea; Rhabditida; Meloidogynidae. The record is from the annotation of a GenBank genome assembly.
AUGGAAAAUGAUGCGGAUGGAAUUAUUUUGGCAUUUAUAAAUCUUCUCACAUCGGAAUUACAAAUUGAAGAAAUUUUUUCUUUUGAUGAAGUCCUUUGUUUGUUGCCUAUUCUUAUUAAAAUGAUCCAAACUGGUGAAUUAACCUUCAAAAGUGAUUUUGACUUUAAAUUUAAAGAUGCCGUUGAAUUUAUUAAAAAAGAAUUGGGAAGCAAGUCUGUGGAACUUUUGAAGCCUGAAAAUGCGGAUAAUGGAGAUAAACAAGAAAUUGCUAAUAUAAUAUUUGCCCUUUUAUUUAUUUUAUAUAAAAAUCAGAGGGCUAAAUUUGAUCAAAUAUGUGAAAAAUUGGAUGGAAAAAAUUCUGCUGGGAUUAGAAAUUUGUUAAAACAUUUGGAUAAUUUUGAUUGUAUUUCACCACUACCUUUUGCCUCAAUUCUAAACAAUUCUUCCUCAAAUAAUUUAUUUUCUUUAAAUAAUUCAAAUUUUCAAAUAUUUUCAUCACAAAAUCAAAAAGAAAAUUUGGAAGAAAUAUCAACAUAUAAAAUUAAAUCGGCAGAGUUGGAAACAAAAUAUAAACAAAUUGAAGUAAUUAAUUCAAAAUUAAAUGAACAACUUGGAAAUGCUCAAAAUGAAUUUGCUGAUUUGGAGAAUAAAUUUGAGAGGUUGAGACAGGCUGAUAAUGAAAAGGUUUGUGUGACAGGGAAGAGUGGGGUGGGGGAAUUGGGUCGGGUUUUUCAAGGAUCUAUUGAACUUUUAAAUAUUCAAUUAAGAGAAAUUACAGACGAAUUGGAGACUUCACGUUAUACAAAUUCUGAAUUACAAAAAGAAUUAAAGUCUUUAAAGGAAACUCAUUCCCGUGCCCUUCAAAAAUCAGCACAAGAUUUAAAAUCGAAGGAAGAAGAAGUUGGAUUACUUUAUAUUAGGCUAGUUAGUUCAUUCCUUCCUGUCUUCAAUCCCCACUGGGCUUCCUAUUUCAUUGUUCACACUGAUCUCACCCUUAUACUAGUUUUCAAUUUUGUCCGCAACUUUUUUGCGGACAUUUCAUAUUGUCCGCAACUUUUUUGCGGUCAUUUUUCUUUAGUCCGCAAGAAUAAAAUAUUUCAAUUUCUAUUAAAAUUUCUUAUCUUUUACAGAUUAGAUGCUUUAGUUAAACAAAUAACAGAAAAGGACUCCUCUGAAAAUAAAUUGAAAUUUAUGGAACAACAAAUAGCUAAUCAACAGGGGACAAUUGAGGAAUUAAUGAGUGGUCUUGAACAAGCUUUGGAUAGAGCUAAUUUUGCAGAAAAAGAAUUAAUUAAAUAUAAAGGACUACACAACAAUUCUAUUAACCUUCAAAAUAACACAACUUUUCAAAAUGAUUCAGAUAAUUCUAUUUCUCUUCAUGAUGAUUUGAAUUCUUGUAAAAUUACAGAAAAUCAUAGGUUUUUUAUUAAAAAAAUUUUUUUUGUUAAAAAAUAA